Molecule: messenger RNA, 2883 nt
Organism: Orussus abietinus
Lineage: Eukaryota; Metazoa; Arthropoda; Insecta; Hymenoptera; Orussidae
Product: protein kinase C-binding protein NELL1
Exons: 15
Coding region: 1-2883 (960 amino acids)
Molecular function (GO): protein binding; calcium ion binding
Source: RefSeq, a predicted model, not a curated record
AUGCGGAUCGAAUCGAUGUCGGGAGUGACCAAGGAGAAGGAGGAGGAGGAGGCCGCAGCUGCAGGUGGUCCAGGGGGGCUCGGCACCAGAUCCAGGACCGGGACCGGGAUCGGGGGAGAUCCGGGAGGCGGCAUAGACCUGCUGGCGGCGUUGCAGCUGCACAACACUUCGAGGCAGGGUGUCACGCAGGUGCCAGGGUUAGUCAGGCUGAAGCCUGCCUACUAUCUUCAGGGUGAGGAGAGGGAGCUUCGGUUAAAUGAGGCGAGCUUCGAACGCGCGGCCGCGCUACUCCGGCGGGUUCCGGAAUUCACCGUGGCCGCGGCUUUGCAGCAGGAGGAGGCCAACUCUGGCACCAUCAUCGCCUUUUCUCACGGUAACAAUAGAUACUUGGAGCUGCAAAGCAGCGGCCGCAAAGACGAGCUUCGUCUGCACUACGUCUCCCGGCGUGACGGAGCAGUGCACGUGGAAGCGUUUCCGUUCAGGCUAGCCGACGGAGCAUGGCACAGAGUCGCCCUGAGCAUAAGUGGCUCGCAGGUCGAGCUGCUGGUCGACUGCCAUCCCCUCUACAGGCGACUUCUGCACCCGGGCCCGCCCGACACGAACUUCACUCUACCUCAGCUACAGCUCUGGGUAGGCCAGAGAAACGCCAAGCACUUCCUCUUCAAGGGUGCUUUGCAGGAUGUUAAACUAAUUCCGGGAGCCCACGGCUACCUCUCGCAGUGCCCCCAGCUGGAUUCGUCCUGUCCAACUUGCGGCCAAUUUUCCAUAUUGCAAAACACCGUCGAGCAGCUGAUGCACAAUCUGAACGAGCUGACUCGGAGGCUAGCUGCUGCAGAGGGUAGGAUAAGUAAGGUAGAGGAGUGCGAGUGCCAAAAGUCUUGCCGCGCCAACGGGACGGUGCACGAAGACGGUGCUACUUGGGAAAAGGGCUGCCAACAGUGUUCCUGCGUCCACGGAGAGAUCGAGUGUCGACCGACCCCUUGUGCGCCGGUCACCUGCAAGAACCCCGUCGUACCUCAAGGACAAUGCUGCCCCGUGUGUCUGAAGCAGUGCUACUUACACGGAGUAAUAUACGACCACGGUGAGAAGGUCUCGCCGAAACAGUGCGUCGAGUGCGAUUGCUUCGACGGCAGCUUCACCUGCCAGCGUUUCGACACCGAAACGAGGUGUCCGCCCCUUCCUUGCCCACCGAGCGAGCAGAUAAGCGUCGCCGAGGAGUGCUGCAAAUUUUGUCCAGGGGUGGAUUACUGCGCGAAGGGCCACAAGUGUCAUGCGAAUGCAUCUUGCCUGAAUCUCCAGACCACCUACGCCUGCCACUGCGAUAUCGGUUUCCAGGGGGAUGGUCAUAAUUGCCAUGACGUCGACGAGUGUAAACAGCAAGGCGGAUCGGACGGCCACCAUUGCAACGCCAACACGCGUUGCGUCAACGUCGUGGGUUCUUACACGUGCGAGUGCCUUCCGGGCUAUCACAGGGUGGACAAGUUCAAUUGCGCGGAGCUCGACGAGUGCGCGACAGGUCGGCAUUCUUGCGACGAGCACGCGACCUGCUUCAACACCGCCGGCAGCUAUUACUGCGUCUGCAAAGAGGGAUACUCCGGAGACGGUUACACCUGCAAACCCGUUUGCAAUCAAACCUGCCAGAACGGGGGAGAGUGCGUCGCUCCUGGGAAAUGUUCCUGUCGUCGCGGCUACAUCGGCAGCAGCUGCGAGCUCGACCUGGACGAGUGCGCCAGCGACCUGCACCGGUGCCACCAGUCCUCGACUUGCUUCAACAUGCCGGGUUGGUAUUACUGCCGGUGCAAGCCCGGAUACCGAAGCGCACUCCACGACACUACUCAGGGUACCCAGUGCCUCGACAUCGACGAGUGCAACGACCAGUCUACCGAGAGGAGACACACGUGCCACCCGACCGCAAGGUGUGUCAACACGGACGGCGGUUACCGGUGCGUCUGUCAGGAAGAACACGCUGCCCAGGACUGCAGGCUCAGUUGUUGGUUCGAGGGCAAAGAAGUCCAGAAUGGCGAGACCCUGGCUCCCUCCGGGAACCCGUGCAGACGUUGCACUUGUACAGACGGUGUAAUUACGUGCAAGGAGCCCACGUGUGACUGCAGCGUACCCGGCAGCCGCAGGGACAAGUGCUGCCCGCAGUGCGACCCCUCGGCCUCCUGCAGGCACCAGGAACUGCACCACCUCGUCUUCAGGAGCGGAGAGCGUUGGAUUUAUCAGUGUCAGACUUGCGAGUGUCUGUACGGCGAGAUAGACUGCUGGCAGAUGGAGUGCCCGCCAGUGACGUGCUCGAACCCCGUCACCGAGGAUGGCGACUGUUGUCCCCGCUGCGAGGACGACCCUUGCGCGAGGGAGGUCUCGGCCAACGGCACGUUCCUCGCCGUUCCCAACCGACCUCGACCUUGUAGCUACGCGGGCAUCGUGCACGACAGUGGGAGCUCCUGGCAAGACCCCCACGACAAGUGCACCACCUGCGAGUGCAAGGUGCCGUACUGCGCCCAAUUGGUGAGCAAUAGCGCGUGUUGUGUGCAUCGGACGGGCAGCUCUGCUGCAGCUACGAUUACAGCUGCGCUGGCGAUCUGGGCGCUGGGCCGGGGCCAGGGCGCCCGCUGGUCGCCGGGACGCUGGGCCUACCGGGUGCUGCGAGGUCUACUGAGGCGGUGGGUGCACCGGAAGGAGCGGUACCAACGGUCCCCUCGUCCCCAAGGAGCGCCACCCUCUCGCUGGAGCCCCCUGCGAGAGACCAAGCCGCAGGCGCAGGCGCUCAGGGCGACGGCGUCGCGCGCACUACUACUCGAAAAUACCAAUGCUACUACUACUAUUACCGCUACUACUAACCACUACUACCACUACUACCACUACUACCACUACUACUAA